AUGGACAUUAUCCUCAGGCAAACGUGUGGGGUGAUCCUGGUAGGAGAUCCACACCAACAGAUCUGUACCUUCCGAGGUGCUGACAACACAGGUUUUAGUGUGAGUGACAGUCGCAACUUCUACCUGACGCAGAGUUUUCGGUUUGGCUACGAAAUAGCUUAUGUUGGCGCAACUCUUCUGGAUAGCCUUGUUCUGGACAAGAAAGUCCGGAACAAAACCUUGGUGGGAAACAACCUGAACAGUGAGUGUUUUAAGCCAGUCAUCCUUUUGUCAUUCCAAGUAAGAAUUUCUAAGCAGGACUAACAUGAUGCUGUGCUUUUUACAGGUGAUGUCAGUGAGGUCCACAUAGAGGGAAAAGUGGCUUGCUUAUCCCGGACCAACAAAGCCGUCUUUAAGAAUGCUGUGGAAAUUCUAGAUAAAAACUCAUCUGCUAAUAUAUACUUCG
Molecule: messenger RNA, 445 nt
Organism: Notechis scutatus (mainland tiger snake)
Lineage: Eukaryota; Metazoa; Chordata; Lepidosauria; Squamata; Elapidae
Source: RefSeq, a predicted model, not a curated record